Messenger RNA from Camelina sativa (false flax), 2494 nucleotides. The record is from RefSeq and is a predicted model, not a curated record. NCBI's taxonomy places the organism in Eukaryota, Viridiplantae, Streptophyta, Magnoliopsida, Brassicales, Brassicaceae.
GCGUCUCUCUCUCUCUCUCUCUCUUUUGCUUUUUUUAACACUCUCUCUCUUUCAUUCAUCAUCCUCAAAGGUCUCUUCUCUCCCCUCUUCCUAACUCUCGGAGCUUUUUUUAAUUCUUUUAUUCUCAGCUUCUUGAGGAGCUUAUCUAGCAAUGGAAGGAGUUCCAGGGGUCAAUCAUACUGUUCCAAAUCCUAACCAUUAUGACAAGUCAAUAGUGCUAGAUGUAAAACCACUGCGAAGUUUGAAACCUGUUUUUCCAAAUGGUAACCAAGGUCCACCUUUUGUUGGUUGUCCACCUUUUGGUCCUUCUUCAUCUGAGAAUUCUCCUUUCUACCCCUUUGGAGCACAACAACCAACGCAAGAUACUCCUGAUCUCAACCAAACUCAGGAAACACCUCUUCCAUCGUUUGUUCCACCUCUUCGGUCCUAUAGAACACCUACUGAAUCAAAUGGCCCCAGCAGCUCCAGUGCAACUAAAAGAGGAGUUGGUCGACCUAAGGGAAGUGGUAAUGUGAAGAAAAAAGAGAAGCAGGCUGCGGCCAAAGAGACGAAUUUGGAUUUUCAGGUAGUGAAAAGAUUUAGUGCAGAUUUUGAUAGUGGGAUCAGUGCAGCAGAGCGAGAUGAUGGAAAUGGGUACUUAGUAAGUAGUGUAUUGACGCGUUUUGAUGCAGUUAGGAGGCGGCUCGGCCAAGUAGAUUAUGCAAAGGCAGCCACUGCGAAAGCAGCCGGUACUCUGAUGAGCAAUGGGGUGCGGACAAACAUGAAGAAGAGAGUUGGAACGGUUCCUGGAAUUGAGGUUGGAGAUAUCUUCUUUUCCCGGAUAGAGAUGUGUUUAGUGGGUCUUCACAUGCAGACUAUGGCUGGCAUUGACUAUAUAACUAGUAAGGUUGGCUCAGGUGAAGAGCCUUUAGCAACUAGCAUUGUUUCCUCUGGACGUUAUGACGGUGACGCCCAGGAUCCUGAGUCCUUAAUUUACAGUGGACAAGGUGGCAAUGCAGACAAGAAUGGACAAGCAUCUGAUCAAAAGCUUGAAAGGGGUAAUCUAGCAUUAGAGACAAGUUUAAGGAAAGGCAAUGGAGUAAGAGUCAUAAGAGGGGAGGAGGAUGCAGCUACUAAGACAGGAAAGAUCUAUAUCUACGAUGGACUUUAUUCGAUCUCAGAGUCAUGGGUAGAGAAAGGCAAAUCUGGUUGCAACACAUUUAAAUAUAAAUUGGUGAGACUCCCUGGUCAACCACCUGCUUUUGGUGUCUGGAAAUCUGUUCAAAAGUGGCGGGAAGGUUUGACUACAAGACCAGGCCUUAUCCUUCCAGAUCUCACUUCAGGAGUUGAAAGUAAACCUGUUUCGCUUGUGAAUGAUGUUGAUGAGGAGAGGGGGCCUGCUUAUUUUACCUAUAUCUCCUCUCUAAAAUACUCGGAGUCCUUUAAACUAACUCCACCUGCAAUUGGCUGUUCCUGCAGUGGCUCAUGUUCACCAGGAGAUCUUAACUGCUCUUGUAUCAGAAAAAAUGGUGGUGAUCUCCCUUACCUUAAUGGGGUUAUGCUAGUGUCUCGGAGACCUAUGAUAUAUGAAUGUGGCCCAACGUGUCCAUGUCAUGCCAACUGCAAAAACAAAGUGAUUCAGACCGGACUAAAAUUCUGCCUGGAAGUGUUUAAGACAGAAAAUCGUGGUUGGGGUUUACGUUCGNAACACCUCUUCCGGCCCCAGCAGCUCCAGUGCAANUAUGCUGGUGAGAUCAAAGACAAAGGCAGGCUUAGAGAGUACCAAGAUGAGGAUGAGUAUGCUUUUGAUACAUCACGUGUUUAUAACUCGUUCAAGUGGAAUUAUGAGCCUNGCUGCGGCCAAAGAGACGAAUUUGGAUUUUCAGCCGGUACUCUGAUGAGCAAUGGGGUGCGGACAAACAUGAAGAAGAGAGUUGNUUUCAUGAAUCAUAGUUGCUCCCCCAAUGUUUUUUGGCAGCCUAUUGUUUGUGAAGGAAACGGUGAGUCGGUUAUCCACAUUGCUUUCUUUGCCAUGCGUCACAUUCCUCCAAUGGCGGAAUUGACUUAUGAUUAUGGGGUUUCUGCUACGCCCGAGGCCAGAGAUGGGAGCUUUUUACAAGGAAAGAGGAAAUGUCUGUGUGGAUCGGAGCAAUGUCGUGGUUCAUUUGGAUGAUCUGAGACUGUUUAUCUAAUUCAUACAAUCCGUUGAAUCCAUUUUCCAUUUGUCUCAAGACAUUGAUCCUUAUGUGUGUAGUAAUAAAGUACAAAACUGGUAGCGUUUGUUCUUCUUCGUAAGGUAAAAGUGGUUGUUGUUUUUGAAAAUCGUGUAUUGCUUGUUAUGUGACGAUGCAUAACAUAUCUAAUCUAUGUACUGGCGCCGCAUCGGCUUUAGGUUCAAUGCUCAUCAUUUUGGUAACAAGAAACUCUAUAAAGCGAUUUGGUUAUGUUUUAAGCUUUUUGUAACAUUUUGUGUUCACUGAAACUCACUGUAAGAAUGAAUCAAUGUUUGUUUGGU